AUGGUGUCUUCCAGGAAUGCUUUGGUACUGUGGCUUGCCUCAAUAGCUGCAGCACAAGGAGACCUAAACAACGUCGAGCCAGAUUCUUUCUACCCCCGUGAAUCCGACUCUCCUUAUUCUUACCCCAGUCCCAAUGCUACGGGGAUUGGCGGAUGGGAUAUUGCUAUUACGAAAGCAAAACGCUUCGUCUCCCAGCUGACCAUUGAAGAGAAGGUCGGCCUCUGUACUGGCAAUGGCUUCCCUCCUAACCCGGACAACCCGGAUCUCCUAUGCCAGGGUCAAACCCAGAAAAUCCCUCGUCUAAACUUCACUGGCCUUUGCUACAUCGACAGUGACACAGGCAUUGGAAAUUCACAUUCGUAUGCAACGGGAUUUCCCCCAGGUGUCACAGCCGCCUCGACCUGGGAUCGCGAGCUCAUUCGAGCCCGCGGCUUUGCUAUUGCGACCGAGCACAAGAACAAAGGUGCUCAUGCCGUGCUAGGCCCCGUCCUUGCUCUCGGCCGAACUGUUGGCGGAGGAACCAACUUCGAAGGCUUUGGCAACGACCCCUUCUUGAUUGGCGUUGCCGGCUAUGAGACUGUCAUUGGCCACCAGGCUGCCGGCGUGCAAGCCGUUCCCAAACAGUACUUGGGUUAUGAUGGCCAGCAGUACAAUCGGACUUAUUAUUCCAGCAACAUCGAUGAUAAAACUCUGCAUGAGAUUGAGAUAUGGCCCUAUGCCGAGGCUGUACGGGCUGGUGCCUCCUGCGUGAUGAGCAGUUAUCCUUAUGUCAACAACUCCCAGGCUUGUCAGAAUGCUCAUCUGCUGAACGAUGUGCUCAAAACUCAUCUGGCCUUCCAGGGAUAUACACAGACAGACUGGUUCGGUCUCAAGGCUGGCGUUGACGCAUUCCUGGCUGGUAUGGAUCAGGAUAUGCCUGGUGUUGCUGCUGCCGGUGGAGAUUGGGGCUUUUACGGCGCGAAUCUCACCUUGGCUGUGUACAAUGGAUCUGUGCCAGAGUGGAAAUUGGAUGACGCCGCUACCAGAAUCAUGACUCCUUACUUCUUGCUGGGCCAAGAUCGCGACUACCCUGAUAUCAACCUUGUUGAUGAUCCACGCAAGGCUAUUGUCGAUAGCCAGCGUCAGCGGCACAGAGCCUUGGCCCGUGAGAUUGCCGCAGCGGGAACUGUCCUUCUGAAGAACACUGAUGGGAAACGUGGACUGCCUUUGAAGAAACCUACUACCAUCACUCUCUUUGGACGAGCCGCUGGGCCUAAUCCGUACGGACCGAACCAAUAUGGUUAUGGGAUUGGUGUUUUUCCUUCGGAAUGGAGUACUGUGAAUGGCUAUAUCGGUGAUUCCCUUUCCAUUGGUAUUGGUCAAGGAACUCUAGCUGAAGGAUCAGGCUCGGGCUCAACAUUCUAUCCUCGCCUAGUUGAUCCUUUAAGCGCUAUCCAAACGCGAGCAAAUCAAGACCUUACACUUGUCGAUUGGUCUUUGAGCUCUAAUCUAACAUUCGCCAAGACUGUAGCCAAACGUGGCACAGUUUGCCUCCCCGUUGUGGCUUCGUCUUCAGGCGAAGGUGUUGAUCGAAACAUAACCCUGAUGCACAAAGGUGACGCGCUGGUCAAUACUGUUGCGGACAACUGUGACAACACAAUUGUCGUUGUUCAAUCAGUCGGCCCUGUUGACAUGGAGAAAUGGAUCGACCACCCCAACGUCACAGCUGUCGUCUGGGCCAAUCUGGGCGGCCAAGAGCUCGGCCCUGCCUUAGUUGACAUUCUCUACGGCGACGUGAACCCAUCCGGCAGACUAGUCUACACAAUCGCGAAGAACCUCAAGGACAAUGCCCAGCCGGAUAUCGUCACGGAUCCACAGCCAUACCCCCAGAUAAACUAUACGGAGGGUGUAUCGGUUGACUAUCGAGGAUUCGAAAAGAACGGCAUCAAGCCUCGCUUUGCAUUCGGCCAUGGUCUAUCCUAUUCGACAUUCACCUACACGAGUCUAGUGGUCUCCAAGCAUGGCGGGCUCGCUGCGGCCCUGGAAACCCCUAUUGAGUAUGUCGGAAAUGCACCAGGAGGAGAUAUGGCGCUAUACGACGUGGCAAUCAUCGCCGAGGUGACGAUUAGAAACGAAGGACCCUAUGACGGCACUGAAAUCUCACAGCUUUAUCUCGAAAUGCCCAAGCAAGCGGGAAAUCCAACCAAGGUUCUCCGGGGCUUUGUCUCUAUCCCCAUCCGCGAUGGAGAAACUCAAACCCGCAAGAUUUACCUUACCCGGAAGGAUAUCAGCUACUGGAACGUUGUGAAGCAGACAUGGGUUACCCCUAACGGAACGUUUUCAGUUCAUGUUGGUGCGUCAUCGGCUGAUAUUAGGGUAAGCUCGACUUUUGACAUUUGA
This is a messenger RNA of Penicillium canescens, 2379 nucleotides long. RefSeq names its product beta-glucosidase. Lineage: Eukaryota; Fungi; Ascomycota; Eurotiomycetes; Eurotiales; Aspergillaceae. Gene Ontology annotation, molecular function: beta-glucosidase activity. The record is from RefSeq and is a predicted model, not a curated record. The transcript is spliced from 4 exons. Gene Ontology annotation, biological process: glucan catabolic process. The coding region runs from base 1 to 2379 and encodes 792 amino acids.